Messenger RNA from Corylus avellana, 2816 nucleotides. RefSeq names its product Pentatricopeptide repeat (PPR) superfamily protein. The record is from RefSeq and is a predicted model, not a curated record. NCBI's taxonomy places the organism in Eukaryota, Viridiplantae, Streptophyta, Magnoliopsida, Fagales, Betulaceae. Gene Ontology annotation, molecular function: protein binding.
UAAUCAAAUGAGAUAAAGAAAAAACAAAAAUAAAAAGCUAAAGAAGAAAACAAAAUGUUCGGAAAUGAACACUUAUAUGUCAGUUGAAGAGGAGCCUACCAAGUACCAACUACGACAAUUUAGAACACAAACAGCUUGUUAGCCUAAAAUGGCCAUAAGGUCUCUUUCCUGUAAACCCAAAACCUUGUGCUCUCUCUUCCACUUUCUUCUGCAACCCAAACCCCAAAAUCUCCAACCUUUCUCUUCCCGCGCCUCACAGCUCUCAGACCGACCAUUACCAGACCUUGUCAACGAGAUCUCUCGUAUACUCAGCGACCACCGGAACCCCCAUCACGACUUAGAACUUUCUCUCAACACGUUGUCAACACAAAUAUCCACAAGUCUGGUCGAGCAGGUCUUGAAGAGGUGCAACAAUCUGGGGUUCUCAGCUCACAGGUUCUUUCUUUGGGCUAAAAGGAUUCCGGGUUUUGAGCAUAGUGUUGAGAGCUAUCAGAUUUUGGUUGAUAUCUUGGGAAGUAGUAAGCAGUUUGCUAUAUUAUGGGAUUUUCUUAUAGAAAUGAGAGAUUCUUAUUGUUGUGAGAUUCGCCCACAAAUUUUCUGGAUUGUAUUUAGAGCUUAUAGUAGAGCUAAUCUCCCGGAAGAUGCAGUUCGAGCUUUCAAUAGAAUGGUUGAGUUUGGCAUCAAGCCGGGAGUUCAUGAUCUUGAUCAGCUUUUAUAUGUGUUAUGCAAAAGGAAGCACGUGAGGCAUGCCCAGCAAUUUUUUUAUGAAGUUAAGAGUGGGUUCGUCCCGAAUGCAAAAACUUAUAGCAUUUUGAUGAGAGGGUGGGGGGAUAUAGGUGAGUCAAAGGAGGCGCUUAAAUUGUUCGACGAAAUGCUCGAACGAAAAUGUAAUGUAGAUGUGUUAGCCUAUAAUAGUUUGUUGGAGGCUUUGUGCAAAGGUGGGGAUGUGGAUGAAGCAUACAGGAUGUUUCGGGAGAUGCCGUCUAAUGGAGUUGACCCUGAUGCUUGUACUUACUCGAUUUUCAUCCGCACAUAUUGUGAAGCAAAUGAUAUGCAUUCAGCUUUUAGUGUGCUUGAUAGAAUGAGGAGAUAUGAUCUUUUGCCUAAUGUUUAUACUUACAAUUGUAUUAUCAAGAAACUUUGUAAAAAUGAAAGGUCGGAUGAGGCUUACCAACUUUUAGACGAGAUGAUUGAGAGGGGAGUUAGACCCGAUGAUUGGAGUUACAAUGCCAUCCUAGCUUACCAUUGUGAUCAUUGUGAGGUGAAUAGGGCUCUUGGGUUGAUUUCUAGGAUGGAGAAGGAUGAUUGCAUUCCGGAUGGGCAUACCUAUAACAUGGUGCUCAAAUUACUGAUCAGAGUAGGAAGAUUUGAUAGGGCAACUGAAGUUUGGGAAAGAAUGGGGGAGAGAGGAUUUUAUCCUUCAGUUUCAACAUAUGCUGUCAUGGUUCAUGGUUUGUGCAAAAAGAAAGGUAAACUGGAGGAGGCAUGUAAAUACUUUGAAAUGAUGAUUGAUGAAGGAAUGCCACCAUAUACUUCUACGAUUGACAUGUUGAGGAAUCGUCUAUUGGGGUUAGGUUUAUCGGAGCAUAUUGAGAUACUUGCAGAUAAGAUGGGGCGAAGCACUUCUUGUUCAAUACAGGAGCUGGCAAAUAUGAUGAGAGGUAAUAAGGUGUAUAAGACAUUGAAAAAUGAAGAGGCGGAUCUUAAACGCAAGUAAAGAUCAAAGGGCUAUGAUCAGCAUCUUGGAUUUUAUGGAUGAAGUGUUUGUAUUUGUAAGGGAGGGAAAUUUGAUUAAUGGUUCAUGUAGGGAGGGGAAGGUUAAGGAAGCUGAUAAAUUUCUGGAGGCAAGGAAGAGGGGACCAAUGCCAAACAAGUUUAGUUUUAGUCCUCUUAUACAUGCUUAUUGCAGACAAGGGGAGAUCAAAGAGUUUUUACAGAACAACAUGUACUUAAAUCAGCUAGUGUUUUUGAGGGAUUGACUUGAAGAUGUUGAAGAAAAUCCGUAGAAUUGUUCAACUCUUACUUGCUGAGGGAUUUGCAUGGAAAGCUUAGGUAGCAGCUAUGAUGCACAGGAUUUGUGGGACUCUUGGAUGACAACGGUAUUGCUGUCAUUCCCAUUGUAGAAAUGGGAAGUGUGGUAAAACUUCUCUUGCUCAACUUGUCUAUGCAGUUGACAGAAUAGCUACAUAUCUCAAAAAUCGAUUUUGGGUUUCUGUCAGACAUUUUUUAUUUAAACCAGAUUUUCAAAGAGAUGAUACUAUCUCAGAAUAAUCAUAUGUUAUCAACUUUUUCUCCUAGGAUCAACUACAAACCCAUGUUGUAGAUAUUUUUACUUGUUUUCGUUUACUUACCAAAAAUAGAUUUUAACUUGUUUUAGAUGAUAUAUGGACUGAACAUCUAGAAUAGCAGCAACUUGAAAUCAUUUUUAAGUUGAGGGGGCUAGGGAAGUAGGCUUUUGGUGACUAGUCACGUCUCAAAGAUUUAGGAUGUUAUGGGUGCAAAGUCUCCCUAUCAUCUACCGUUUUUAUUUUUCUGAGUCUCUUUCAUCUGACAUGUUUUGAUGAUAAUGAGUCUUGGUCAUUGUUAUAAUUUUGUCGUUAAAGAAGGUGGUUUGCCAGCCAGUGCACACAAAGAUGUAGAAGAAUAUGGAACAGAAAUUUUAAGAAAGUAAAGAAAGGCUUACCUUUGGUGGGUUAAACACAUGGGAUGGGAGGUCUUUUGCAGUGCACUGUUGAUGUUCAAGAAUGGAGAAGGAUCAAUGAAGGAAGUAGAUGAAGAAUCAAAUUCCAAAUCUAAAAGCCACACAAUUUUUUCCU